AUGGGUCUCGUGGCUCUAAUCGGACCAAGAAAAUUGCCGACGAAGUACAUGGACAAAAUUCAGGAGAUGCACGGUCGGGAUAUGACGCUCGUGGUGGAGAAGACUCUUACUGCCACGGACAUGAGCCGAGGCCAAAGUAGGCUCUCUAUACCCAACAACCAGAUAAGGCAAAGUUUCCUGAGCGAAGAAGAGAUCCGAAUCCUAGAUAGGAAGGAGGGCAUUAAGGUUUCCCUCAUUGAGCCGUGCCUCGAAGUUUCUCACAGGUUGCAACUGAAGAGGUGGAAUUACAAGAGCAGAAAUUUUUCUUACGUGUUGACGGAGAGGUGGAAUGGAGUCGCGCAUCCUUAUGCGCGGAAUGAACUCAUGAAGGAUGUUGUCAUUCAGCUUUGGUCCUUCAGGGUGGAUGGCAGCCUUUGGUUUUGCCUCAAGAAAGUUGAAGACCAUCAAGGCAAUGGAUACCAUGGCUGUGAUCUUCCUCCUAUUUCGUGA
Messenger RNA from Eucalyptus grandis, 489 nucleotides. RefSeq names its product B3 domain-containing protein At2g32645-like. The transcript has a single exon. The coding region runs from base 1 to 489 and encodes 162 amino acids. Gene Ontology annotation, molecular function: DNA binding. Lineage: Eukaryota; Viridiplantae; Streptophyta; Magnoliopsida; Myrtales; Myrtaceae. The record is from RefSeq and is a predicted model, not a curated record.